Molecule: messenger RNA, 741 nt
Organism: Porites evermanni
Lineage: Eukaryota; Metazoa; Cnidaria; Anthozoa; Scleractinia; Poritidae
Source: the annotation of a GenBank genome assembly
AUGGGAUCUAAGAGACUCGUAGAGGAGCACAGCAAUAAGUGGCCAGCGAAACGUAUUCUUAUGCAGGUAAAUAAAUUGAAGCAAAAUAUCUUAUGAGCGGGAUAAGUCAGACUUAAAAUUCAAUGGAGACAAACAAAGAAACAACGCAAUAGAAUCUGGGAAUUUUAUCUGCGAAAUAAACGGUACCGUGUGUAGAUAUGGGGACAUGCGAAAUUGAAUAUGGCUUUGAACACAGUGUUGUUUAUAAACUAAUUAUUAAUAAACAAGGAGACUCGAACGUUUGGCCAGUGUGAAAAAGCACUUAUAUACUAAGGCUUAUAAAAAAAAGGGCUCGCUUUCCUCCUGAAACCACUCCCACCCCUUGCCCCUGUCCCAGGUUAAAGAAAGGGGAAUGAAGGUAUCUUGAAACCUUGGUGUUUUACAAUCGAUUUUAACUCUAUCACUCCAAUAAGAAGUAUAUAAAUUAUACACCCUCGGUUUCACCGCUACCCCACCCCUGACUGACCCCCUGACCCCCUGACCCCUUGUAUUUUAUUUCCUUGACCACCAUUUGGGGGGAAAUGAAGGACUACAGUGCGUAACAAUUUCUUUCAGCGGCACGUCCUGCGAGCUGUUCCUGUAUCUGAGGUCCAUUAUCAGUGGAAUGACUUUGCGAGUCGCUUCUGGGUGUUUGGUCAUGACCACAAAGUGUACGCACCUGACUACCCUCAGAAAUGUUGCUGCGGAUGCAGUAUUCUGUGA